This is a messenger RNA of Pygocentrus nattereri (red-bellied piranha), 575 nucleotides long. RefSeq names its product scavenger receptor cysteine-rich type 1 protein M130-like. Gene Ontology annotation, cellular component: membrane. The record is from RefSeq and is a predicted model, not a curated record. The transcript is spliced from 3 exons. Lineage: Eukaryota; Metazoa; Chordata; Actinopteri; Characiformes; Serrasalmidae. The annotation marks the transcript as partial.
UCAGUCUCUCUGGGGGAGUGGAGGUGAAGCUUUUUCUGCAGCUGAGUUGAAUGGACUGUGUACAGAGCAAAAGGGAGAUGGACAGCUGUGUGGUUCUCAUUCUUCUGUCCUCUACAGUCACACUCACCACAGCUGGGUUCUAUGGUUCUAUGAGGUUCGUGAAUGGUGACAGUCGCUGUUCUGGGAGAGUGGAGCUGCUUUAUGAAGCCCACUGGAGAACACUGUGCGGAGACCGCUGGCACAUGACUGAUGCUGCAGUGAUCUGUAGAGAGCUGGGCUGUGGAGAUGCUGUAGAUUUACUGGGUGAUUCUCAUUUUGGACCAGGAUCAGGACCAGUGUGGUUAUAUGCAAGGGCCUGUGAUGGAUCAGAGUCUGUGAUAAAACAAUGUGGAGCAAAAAACCUGAAAUCAAUUAAUACCAACUGUGACCAUAAAGAUAUUGGGAUAAUCUGUUCAGAAGUCCGGCUGGUUGGUGGGUCUCGCUGCUCUGGGAGAGUGGAGGUGCUUCAUGGAGAGACCUGGUCCACAGUGUGUGAUGCUGACUUUGAACAGCAGGAUGCAGAGGUUGUGUGUCGA